CAAAAAUAUCAAAGAUUCAGAACUAUCCUCGGCGUCUUUUUCUUUUCUUCAGCCAGAAAUAUCCUCUCUUGGACCAUACCCACGAUGGCGUCUCUUCUUCCCAGCGCCGCGUCUGGCGCCAUCUUCGGAUCGGCUUUGACGGCAUCUGGAGUCUACGCACCUUCCGUGAUUGUCUCGCAGAUGGGCUUGUCAAAUUUUCAUAUGCUCAAGUCUUUUCUCGCAGCCAGCGCAUGUAGCGCUCUCAUCAUUGUUGGCGCCAAUCGCUCGGGGUAUGCAAAGUUGCCACACCGAACCGACUCGUCCUACGGCUGGUUCAUGAAAUAUGACGCCAAUAUCGUUGGGGGCUUGCUGCAAGGCAUUGGCAUGACGAUCACUGGAGCAUGUCCUGGUACAGUCCUAGUUCAGAUGGCUCUGGGAAUCAGAUCAGCCUGGAAUGUCGCAGUCGGAGGUGUGCUUGCUGGCAUCGUCUUCGCCAGAAUAGGUCAGGGUCUUAAGCGCCGGCAGGCAACGACACCGGACGCCGGAAAGCAUACUCUCCAGGAGAAAACUGGCUUCUCCACGACAUCCAUCGUCAUGCUCUACGAGACUCUCUGCUUAAUCAUGAUCGCAGCAGCCACAUACCUGGCUCCUACAAGACAAUACUGGCUAAAUCCAGUUCUAGGUGGAGUUCUUAUUGGUGUUGGCCAAGCAACGUCGGUGCUCUUCACUCGCAAGACUCUCGGCGUGUCAAGCGCCUACCAAGAUAUCGGGAAUUACUUCUGGAGCAUCCUGGAGGGAAAGGCUGGUGCGGGUCUCUCGAAUGUCGUCUUCGCUGGUGGUGUCAUGGCUGGCUCGAGAAUCAUCUCUCAGUACGUUCCAACCAUAGGUGACACGGGUCCAGGAGUCAGUGCACCAGCUGCGAUUGCGGGAGGCUUCGCCAUGAUAUUCGGGGCCAGGUUAGCCGGCGGAUGUACCAGCGGACACGGCAUCAGCGGCAUGUCAACAAUGAGCCUCAGCAGUUUUGUUACUGUUGCGUCGAUGUUUGCAGGAGGUAUUGCAGCAGCUUUCUUGACACGAUGAGACUAUGUAUGCUCAAGGAUACGAGGGACAGUGAGCAGCCCGUAGAAGCUGGUGUGCCGAUUUACCCUGUCACUCCACCACUAUCCGCUCCGAUGCGCUGCCUUCGACAGCCACUGCCUCAUUUCACCGACCACCGCAGCACGUUUUCACAUGACCAUAUUCAGUUAUUGCCUCGCGACUUCACUUGGACUGCCUCUGCUAGAGCCUUGUUGUGGAAUGCAUUCACUGUCGGGCUCAAGUUCUAACCCUCUCGAUCUUGGUUCUUCCAUCUUCCAGCGCUACUGUGCUCAGAUCGUCAGAAAUGGCUAUAGCACUUUACCGCGACGAAUGUGUACCACUGUCGGACUUUGAUCACACGAGCAGCUCCUACUACUAGUACUUACUCAACUGCAUCCUCCCACCACAAAUACCUCCAUUGCUUUCACGAUGUCGUUUCUCCGCCUGAUUCCCGAUGAACACAAACCGGCCCAUAUCUCGGCUUCAGCCACGGCUCAAUCGCUUACCGACAUCCAAUUCCCUGACGGUACCGGGAAGAUCUCACCAAAUACUACCCGAGCCGGCGCAACCCAUACGAAGUUCCUAGUUCUGACACCAGAAUCGAAAUUUGCGAAGCAAACCAUGCUGAAGUCAGUAUUGACAGGUAACGACGUGGCUGUCGACAAGAACGGGGUGAAAAUGGAGGCUGCGGAGCAAAGAGGCACCGAGUGGUCAUGAUGUCUCGAUAGUGCUUCGAUCUUGUUGAAAAGCCUUGCGCAAGAAGUCCGGCUGCAGAUAGGUCAAGGUUAUCGACAGUAAAGACAGGAUACAAUGGGAGCGUUGCACCGACUUGCCCAUAGGAAAGGCUUGAUGCACGCAAUGCGGCGUGUAAUCCCUGGAGAAAGGGGCAUGGUCGCUGCUGGUCCGACGAAGAAGUACUGUGUAUACUGGUAGCAUCAUCUUGACGUGUUGAAUGAAAAGUUCUCAGCGGUCAAUAUGGCUAAGAAUCCAUAAAUGAACGAGGC
Exophiala xenobiotica is the source of this 2060-nucleotide messenger RNA. RefSeq lists its product as uncharacterized. The transcript has a single exon. The coding region runs from base 85 to 1059 and encodes 324 amino acids. Lineage: Eukaryota; Fungi; Ascomycota; Eurotiomycetes; Chaetothyriales; Herpotrichiellaceae. Gene Ontology annotation, cellular component: plasma membrane. The record is from RefSeq and is a predicted model, not a curated record.